Poecilia latipinna (sailfin molly) is the source of this 4027-nucleotide messenger RNA. RefSeq names its product NKD inhibitor of WNT signaling pathway 1 (gene nkd1). Gene Ontology annotation, cellular component: cytoplasm. The record is from RefSeq and is a predicted model, not a curated record. Gene Ontology annotation, molecular function: calcium ion binding. Gene Ontology annotation, biological process: negative regulation of Wnt signaling pathway. NCBI's taxonomy places the organism in Eukaryota, Metazoa, Chordata, Actinopteri, Cyprinodontiformes, Poeciliidae. Bases 2014 to 3108 code for a protein of 364 amino acids. The transcript is spliced from 7 exons.
CUCAUGUAAAACACCAACCCAUUUAGUUGGUUUCGCUUCAGUUUACACUUUUAAUUAGAUAUGUUCAUUAGUUUUUAGUUAGCAAAUUACAGCAAAGCAAACAUCAAUAUAAUAUUUCACCAAAGCAAACGUUUUCUCCCCUUUUCUCUCCUGAAAGCAAACUAAAAAUAGAGCAAGUUAAUAAACAAAUGAGCAAGUACCGAUAAUAAUACAAAUCUUAACAUUGUAUCAAUUUCCACUUUAAUUCAGUUUUAUUCAGUUCUGUUGUUGAUUAAGUUUAAUUAGUCUGUCAUCCGUUUUCCCCAUCCACUCUCUAAUGAAGCACUUUGAAUUGCCUUGUUGCUGAAAAUGUGCUAUAUAAAUAAAAUUACCUUAACUUACUUUAAUGUCCCCUUUUAAACUCUCAUGUUGCCUUCUUCCCAAAGGCCCCCUUCACUUCUUAUCUGCCACUCUUCAGCUGCUGUAGGCAGAGUGCUUCAGUUCCUCCAUCUUUUUCUCUGAUGUGAUCCUGGAUUAAGUGCUCUGGGAGGAGAAAGUCUCCCUCCCAUUUAAAGACAGUGCUGGACGUGAGGUGCAGGCUGAUAUCUACCAUUUAACGAGACAGGCCCAGAAUUUGGAAGAAAAGUUAAAUAAAUUUUACCUUUGUUUUAGUUCAGCUUCCCUGGGUUGUACCAGAAAGAGGAGAGAUAAUGUGUCUUGGUAAAAGCUGUCCUCCCCUGAAGACAGAUGUUGCUAAUUAGUCUACACUGCUCUAUUCAUCCCAUGAGAUUAACAGGCAAAGUGAGAAUCUGGGAACUUUCCUGUCUUUCUAAAAGUCUCAGUCAAUCAAUCUACUACACCUUGAUGCCUGUAACCAGCCUUUAACCUCUAUUGACUUCUUACAUAACAAAUACUAGUUAACACAUACAGGGAACUAUGAAGAACUCCUGCAUGGUUUACAGAUAACUCAGUGAUAAUAAAAAGUAGAGCAAAUUAAAAAAACAACUAAGGAGGAAAUACAGACAGCCAGCACAAAAGAACAUUGAGGGGAGAUGAAAGACUUCUUUCUUUAAGGCAGAAAGAAGUACAUCCGGAGAAAGUUUUUUGGGGGGAUUAAAAGAGAACUUUUCUACUAAAAUUGCAAAGGAAAUGAGAUGAAAUCUGAGAUGAAAGAACCCAAAGGAUAUGUUGCAAAAUUACUACCUGGAUUCAUAUGCAAACGCACAAACAGCCUUUGAAGAACCUCAGUGAUUGAAAUAAAAGUUAUAUUUUGAAAGAAGUUCUUCAAAUGCUGGAGAGUUUCGUAGUAAUUUACCGCUGUCAGUGUUUAUGAGACCCAGUUAUGUCUAACACGGCAUUUCAGAUCAGCCGACUCCUCAUAGUACGUGGCAGCUCUCCCAACCUGCCAUGGUUUGCAUGCGUGUGAAAAAUAAUCCUGCACGUGUGUAGAAAGCGCGGCGGGUGCCAGCCUCUGCUGUUUUCGUCUCGCCCCUCGGAUCUGAUGUGUGGCCAAUUCCUUGGCUGCAGUUUCACUUGUAGGGAGCCGGUUUCUGUCUGUGACGGGGAAGGGGUCAGCGAGGAAGGAGGGUGAUAGCAGAUUACUGUUACUCCGCCCGGAAUUUCAUUAGCUCCAAGAUAAGUAUCUCCUCGCCAUAUUGAGUCUGCUACUGAACAUAUUUACCCCUGCACACAAUGUUCCCUUUGAGCACCUCAAACGAUCAGACAGCAGGACCCCAAGUGUUGCUCCUCUUCAAAAAGUUGGUAAAAGCUCCCUGGGAUGAAGCCUUUCAUUUCUGGCAUUCUCCCCCGCCCAGGUCCGCUUUGAUCUUCGUUGGAUCAGGAGGAAAGAAAUUGGUCUGUUGUGUCUGCUCUAUUGGCGAACAAACAAACAGCGUUUCAAAUUUGACUUGGCUUAAUUAAUUAAUGAUUCUGUUUUACAGCUGGUCUGAUCCUCUUCCAAAAGGUUUGAGAAUGGAACUUCAAAGUGCGGCAGGAUGAGAGGAUGGGGGAGAAGGGCGUGGUCUGUGUGACUUAAUGGUGGCUCUACCCCCGGAGAAGACAGACAGCUGCUGCGUGGAGGAGAAGAUGCAGAAGAGGGACAGCCGGUCUCCCGCGGGGCCACAGAAACAGCUCCAGUUUGAAGAGCUGGAGUGUGCUGUGUCUGUGGAGGAGGACAACAGACAGGAGUGGACCUUUACCCUCUAUGAUUUUGACAACAACGGCAAAGUUACACGAGAGGACAUCACCAGCCUGCUCCACACCAUCUACGAGGUGGUGGACGCCUCGGUCAACCACUCUCCUGGCAAAAGCAAGACUCUGCGGGUCAAGCUCUCCGUCGCUCCAGACUCAAGCCAGCGGUGGAGGAGCUGUGCUCAGGGUGCCACAGACGUGUCCCACUCCAGGGAGAAAAAUGACAAGUGCAUCGAUGAUCUCAAGAGUGCAGACAAGAAGUCUCGAGCGCUCCUUAGACGCCACCACAGCGACCACCACACCCAGUCUGGCUGCCAGCGCCACUGUGUGGACGAGAACCUGGAACGCAGGAACCACUACUUGGACCUUGCAGGCAUUGAAAACUACACAUCCCGCUUUGGAGCUGGUCCUGCUGCAGAACCAGCAAAGGUAGAGGCUCAGGCUCGCUCAUCCAACCAGGCCCGUUCUCGCUCACAUGAACCAGAAAACGGACACACCCACGCGCACCACCGCAGGCUGCAGUCGGCUGUGGACACUCCUGCUGCAGAGAGCCUCCACUCAGCCCGGCCCAGAGGCCAGGACGCCGGGCGGCAUGGCAUUCGCUCUCCGAAGACUCACAGCCGCACACCGCCUGCACAGAACAGUGGGAGGGUGAUGAGGAGUAGAGGCGCCCCGCCUCCCCCGGCUCUGCCCUCCCAGACGCCCCCUCAUCAGUCAGCAGCCCCCUACCGCAAGUACAAACAGCGAUCCAAGGAGAGCCAAGGCUACCGGGCCUUAGGCUCUCUUGGCUCUCCGGGACCUAUAGUGGAGAAAGAGCAGGUCAGGGACCUCCCAAGUGUGUUGCUGUAUGAGGGUGGACUGGCACAAGUGGUCCAGCGGCAUGAACAUCACCACCACCAUGAACACCAUCACCACUACCACCACUUUUACCAGUCCUGAAGCUCUGGCCUGCCUGGGAUGACUCAGCGCCCCUGCAUUGCCACAGAAAACAACCAGGCCAGCAGACUCUGACUGCAGUGCUGCACCUGGCAGCACAGGCACCGGACAUGGGGAGGACAUGAGGGCGACAGCCAGCGUGUGCCAAGGCUGGAAUGUUAAGUAACCAGUGCUACAAAAAUGUUGGUCUGACAUACAGAAGCUUUGGUAUGCAGUAGGACAGUGAGUAAGAGCCAAUGUUGAGUAGUUGAACUGAAAAUCACAAGAAAGGCUCAGGAGGCAAUCCAGUUCAGACCCGCUGACCUGCAGACCAUCAGGCCAGCAUCCCAACACUCCCCAGACCACUAAGUCAAAAGGAAGAGGAGGGACACGACGAGGAAGCUGUGACUGUAAUACAAAAAUAUAUGAAGGAAAAUGGGCGACGAGCAAUUUGUGAAAAAUUUGUGUCUAAAACAGAAUGACGGUGUGCGCACAUCGGAGCGUUACGACACUUGUGUGUGUUGGAAACCACUGAAAGUGUGCUCAGAAUUUAAAGCAAGCUCCACAGCAGAGUUUUGAAGAAAAUAAAAUAACCCGUAAUACACUGUAGGCAUAAAGAGGAAGGAAAACUUUGAAACAAUAUAAUUUAUCCCAGAUCCGCUUCUACCUCUGUUUUUUAUCCGAAUUGUUGUUCUGAUGGAAACGUUAAACAAGCAUUCAUUUUCAAAAUCACUUUUAAACUUUGUUGAAUGAAGAUAAAUCAUGUCACAAACUGCAGCUCUGAAAACUAGAAAGCCUCCUCUGAUUUAUGAACUAACAUUUGCUGUACAUAAGGUAUUUAUACUGUCAUCGAUUUUAUAAGCUUUAUUCAUGUAUUCAUUGUGGAAACUACAUUUUUAUUAUGACCACUAGGAACUUCAGUAAAACAUGUAAUUGAACCCUG